AUGGUUUCCUGGCCCGCGAUCUGUGGUAUAAACAUACCCAAGACCACAUCACCUGCAAGGAGACAAGGGCCUGAUCUUUCUCUCCCAAUGCUUAUCAUUACACUCCUCACUCUACUUCUUGCCCUCGCACCUGGGGUCACUCAUGCUCAAACCUGUAAAUGUGGGUACAAGGACUCGAGUGGGAGUGUAUGGCGUGAAGCUAUCAUCUCUACCUUCACCCAAGCCGGAGGGGCACUCGCGGCGCUCAACACUGAUUGGAUUAUUUCGACUGACACCCUAUCUCAAUCAUCACCUGCAACGGCGAACGUCAAGUACAUCACUGCCAACGUGAUGGAGUUCAACGACGCUUUGGGUCUGAAGGCUUCUGCGUACGAUAACAGUGGUUCAGUCAAAUGUGCUGAGAUUUUUACCAAGAGAUCCGAUAUCAAAUAUGGCUCUUUCAGGAUGCAAGCUCAAAUCCCUUCCAUCCCGGGAGCGGUCUUCGGAUUCUUCACCUAUAUCAACGACGCUCAGGAACAAGACAUUGAGUUUCUCUCUGCUGAAACGGAUUACUAUCAACGCGUUCAUUACACUAAUCAGCCGGGAAGCACUUCUGGCGCAGCUUUGAACGUCGUGAUCCCGGGGGCAGACUUCACAACUUUUGGAACUCACCAAAUUGACUGGCUUCCAUCUAAAACCGUUUAUUCUUACGCCGGGUCGGGUUUAACGUCUACCAAAUCAAUCACUAAAAAUGUCCCGACGACGCCAUCCGAGUUUGUCCUCAACGUUUGGAGCAAUGGCGACCCGAAUUGGUCGAGAGGCCCUCCGAUUGCGGAUGCCAUAGCCACGGUACAAUGGGUUCAUCUGUACUUCAACUCCACCACCUUAUCUGAGGCGGCCUUCAAUUCGGUGUGUGCAGCUGCUGGACACCCUGCUCCGUGCAACGUGUAA
This is a messenger RNA of Marasmius oreades (fairy-ring Marasmius), 930 nucleotides long. RefSeq lists its product as uncharacterized. The coding region runs from base 1 to 930 and encodes 309 amino acids. NCBI's taxonomy places the organism in Eukaryota, Fungi, Basidiomycota, Agaricomycetes, Agaricales, Marasmiaceae. Gene Ontology annotation, molecular function: hydrolase activity, hydrolyzing O-glycosyl compounds. The record is from RefSeq and is a predicted model, not a curated record. Gene Ontology annotation, biological process: carbohydrate metabolic process. The transcript has 9 exons.